AUGUCGGCACCGUGCAGGUAUGCAGCUCGAAGCUGUGCGCGAUCAAUUCGUUCCAGCAACUCUUUCCGAGUAUCGGCUUCAUUCGUUCAGAGCACUCCGUCGAUACAGCGGCGGCACGAGUCUACCGCAACGGCUACGAACCCCAAGAUUGCCGGUAUCGUUGACCAGAUCAGCCAAUUGACCCUUCUCGAAACCGCCGACCUUGUCACAAGCCUAAAGUCCCGACUUAACAUCCCCGAUCUACCAGUUGGUGGCUUCGCUGCUGCACCGGCUGCCGCCCCCGCCGCAGCAGAGGAGGCGGACGAACCCGCGCCAGCUGCUCAGGAGAAGACACUAUUCAACAUUAAGCUGCAAGCAUUCGACACUGCCGCGAAGGCAAAGGUUAUCAAGGAGGUCAAGGGCUUAUUAGGGUUGAGUUUAGUCGACAGCAAGAAGUUCGUGGAGAGCGCACCCAAGAUGAUGAAGGAAUCGGUACCGAAAGAGGAGGCCGAGAAGAUCGUAGCUACGAUGAAGGAGCUAGGAGCUACCGUUACUAUGGAAUGA
Molecule: messenger RNA, 543 nt
Organism: Daldinia childiae
Lineage: Eukaryota; Fungi; Ascomycota; Sordariomycetes; Xylariales; Hypoxylaceae
Product: 54S ribosomal protein L12, mitochondrial
Exons: 2
Coding region: 1-543 (180 amino acids)
Biological process (GO): translation
Cellular component (GO): ribosome
Molecular function (GO): structural constituent of ribosome
Source: RefSeq, a predicted model, not a curated record